Molecule: messenger RNA, 3000 nt
Organism: Scleropages formosus (Asian bonytongue)
Lineage: Eukaryota; Metazoa; Chordata; Actinopteri; Osteoglossiformes; Osteoglossidae
Product: protein ABHD4-like
Exons: 9
Coding region: 306-1367 (353 amino acids)
Biological process (GO): phosphatidic acid biosynthetic process; lipid homeostasis
Cellular component (GO): mitochondrion; lipid droplet
Molecular function (GO): phosphatidylcholine lysophospholipase A1 activity; lysophosphatidic acid acyltransferase activity
Source: RefSeq, a predicted model, not a curated record
AAUAAAUAACAUACACAAAACGCAUGAAAGUGUACGAAGGCUAACCGCCAAUUUCAGGAUGUUUCUGCACGUUAACUCCGAAAGAGAUUAACAUCAGAUGACCGUGAACCGCACGAGUUACGAAACCGGAGGAGUGACUCGACUUUUAACGGCUCCGCGGUCCUUCUCGUUGUUCCAUCGCCGGACAGCGCAGCGACCCCGCACCUCGGCAGCCCCCUUUUGUCCCUAAGGCCGAGUCCGAGCCCGGGUUUUAGGGAAGAAGAUGCCGUUCGGUGUCCGGUCUGCAGGGCUAGUGGAGCUCCGCCAUGCAGGACGGCACUGACACCGAGACUGUGUCUGGUUGGGCCCGGUGGCCUUCUUGGCGCCCGACGUCCAUGUCCCUGCUGAAGAGCACCGAAGCGAAGCUCCUUGCUUGUAUCCAGAAUGAGCUCUGGGCUCGCUUUGUCACACUGCCCACUCAGGACAGGAUAUGGACCUUAACCGUCACCAACAGGCACCAACCCAAAGUCCAAAAACCAGUCUCGAAGACCCCCCUGGUGAUGAUCCAUGGAUUCGGGGGUGGGGUGGGUCUCUGGAUCCGCAACCUGGACCCCCUGAGCCGCUCUCGACCGAUCAUCGCCUUCGAUCUGCUGGGGUUCGGCCGCAGCUCCCGGCCUCGCUUUCCUAAGGACGCCAGCCUGGCUGAGGAGAAGUUCGUCACCUCCAUCGAGCAGUGGAGGCGGGCUCUCGGCCUGGAACGCAUGAUUCUAUUGGGUCACAGCCUUGGCGGUUACCUGGCAACAUCCUACACUAUACAGUACCCUGAGAGGGUCAGUCACCUGAUCCUUGCUGACCCCUGGGGUUUCCCCGAGAAGCCGCAGCCCGUGGCCGACGGGACGGAUGACAGGCGUCCGAAGCUCCCCCGCUGGCUGAAGGUCACAUUUUCCAUCGUCUCACUCUUCAACCCCUUGGCUGUGAUCCGGGCGGCGGGACCCUGGGGUCCAGGCUUGGUCAACAGAUUCCGACCGGACUUCAAGAGGAAGUUUGAGGACCUCUUUGAUGAUGACACUAUAACACAGUACAUCUACCACUGCAAUGCACAGAAUCCCAGCGGGGAGGUGGGCUUCAAGGCUAUGUCUGAGUCCCUGGGCUGGGCCCAGAGGCCCAUGCUGCAGAGGGUCCACCUGCUUCCCCCUGCCCUGCCCGUUACCCUGCUGUACGGCGCCCGCUCCUGGAUGGACAGCAAUACAGGACAUAGGGUGGCUCAGCUGAGGCCCCACAGCUACAGCCACACUGUGGUGAUAGAAGGAGCUUCUCACCACAUCUACGCUGAUCAGCCGGAGGAGUUCAACAGAGUGGUGCGGGAAAUUUGUGACAGUGUGGACUGAGGAGAAAUGUGGACUGUCUUUUUGUAUCACCCUUAUUACUUCAUUCUCUCUCACGCACCCACACACCCACCCACCCACACACACACACACACACACACACCCGCACAGACAAUGUAACUACAUUUCUUGAGGGGUUUGAACACAGUCCCAUAGACUGAAACUCAGUGAUGUCUCUCCUGGUCCAGUGUUGCCACAUUCUUCCCACAUUUAAUAAAGUGGAAGGACCUGAAACACUUUGACUGCAUGAGCUUGUAGACAUGCAGCUCUGAAAAAUCAGACCUUAUAGAAACAGUUCACAAAAAAUGAAUGAUCAUAAGAUGAGUAUAUGCAUUUUUUUAAAAAAUUCUAAAACACGCACAUUGAUGUUGCCAAGCAGAAUGGGGGCAAAAUACUUUUCCACGUCGUCCAAAAGCAGUUUCAAUGGGGGAACUUGAACCUGUUCCUUAACUGCUAAACAAAUGAUUAUGGAACUGGAGUAUAGAUGCCCCCCCCCCCAUUUCAGCAGUGAGGGUGAAGAAUCAGGUCCAACAUAGAAGUUCAUGAAUACUUCACAGCCACCCUUUUCCAGUGAGAGGAUUUUAUGAAUAGAUUCACAGCUGUAAAUUCCUUUAGGUUUGAGGGUUGGUGUAUGAAAUGGACUUGAAAUUUUUAUUGCAAGUUGAAGGUUAAAGUUGCAGUCGUAUCAUAAUCCAACCAUUGGGGUCAGUUAAGAUCAAACCACAUUUAUACAUGUGGGAUCUCGAUCUUGUUUUUUCAUACAUUUCUCUGUUUUAAUUUUACCACAACUGUUUUUCUCAGAGUUGAAAUGUAGAUGAAGUAAGAUUAUUUAGGAGGUGUUCAAUGCUUCAAAUACCAAAAUUUAUUUAAUAACGAACAGGAAAAAAAAAACGGCAUGCACAUAAAUGCUAUAUGUGUGAAUUAUAAAUUAUAUCCCAGGAUGCCCCCACCACCACCUUUAUGGAAACCAGUAUAAACUUGCACAGUGAAAUGCAGCCAAUCAUAUUGUCAUAAGCUGCAGUUAAAAACACACGGUGCCUUCCUUUCUUUCUUGACCUUUUCACAACUCAGCACCCUUUGAGAGUGGGUGGAACUGGGCCGUUCUUCCAGUCUCAGCCACUUGUUUGUUGUUCCGCCUGAAGUUCUUUUCCAGAUUUUUUUUGUUUUUCCAGCAGUCUGUUAUGUAUUCCAAUCUCGUCAGUCCAGUAUUUCCAAAUGAGAUGUGCACAUGUCCACAAAGCUCCUUUUUUCAGAAUCUGUUACUAAUCAUUGACAUACAUUUAAAGUAUAAACAAAUACAUAGCCAGCCAGUGGGAGGCAGUACAGAGUACCGAAACAAUGAGCGUACGACCGCCUCCGUUUGACUCGUUCGCAGUGUUUACAGCUUGAAUUUGUGAGCAUCGGUGCUCAAUAGCAAUGUGAGGAACAUUGCACAAGUUUCUGGGAUGAAUCAGUCAACAGGCACUGCUGAAUAGAAGAUUGUGCAGAAAAUGCAUUUUUAUUUUCAGACAUAUUGAAUUAGUUUUAACAUUGAAAGUAACUGAAAGUGAAUAAAAAUGCUGUUCAUUUACUGUAGCUAUAUUGGUGCCUUGUAAGGAACCCCGGGGAUGUCUGAAUUAAGCUUUUACUGAGGGUG